AUGGCCGCCAUCUUCCCGCCACGGCUUUCAAACUGGGGCUUCCUAGCCGGCUCCGGAACCAUAGAGUUCUCCCUGGUCGUUAGUGUUGAAAACCAGGCAGGAAGACCAGAAACAUUUCCGGAGAAACGCCAAGAAGCAAGCUGGAAAAUGGAUCCUCCAAGAGAAUUCCUGAUAAACCUUCCAUCCCAGAUUGCUGUACCUCUGAUGGAAAGGAUGACCCCAAAGUCUUCAGAUCCUUUCAUCAACAUGACUGAGUCUAGCAUACCCCUGAUGGCACAAACUGAAAAUGAUUUCAAAAUAAGGAUGAAGCAGAAGAACCGCACCUCAUUCACCAAAGAACAGCAUGAAGAGUUGGAGACUGUGUUUAGCCAUACCAUGUAUCUGGAUAAAAAUCUCCAGAACAUAAUGGCUUCGAAACUCAAUUUACCUCAGUCAUCAGUAAAGAACUGGUUCAAGAACCGGCGACAAAAAUGGAGGAAGAAUCAACAAAAAGAAUCACUAAAUUUGUCAAAUCAGAAUCUUUCAGGCAAGAAAAUGCCGAAUUUAUCUAAACUGCCAAUCAAUGCUUCUUUCUCUGCUCAUACUCAUCUCUUAAGCUCAUCCAAUUGGGCACAGGACUCCAUCACAACUCAGAGUUUCCCAAGUGAUAACCAAAUGCAAGAUCUUCAGUUGGAGAAUCUAGAGCCCUCAGUUCCUGCGUUGUUCUCUGGUGCCUAUGACAUAACCCAAAUAAUGAAACUAUAUAGUUUUCCUGAUGAGGAUGAGCUAUCCACUUGCUCAUUUAACUGUCUGUAUCAGUAUCUCUCACCCACUGAACCCCAUAUAGAACAAGUUUCUUCCUUUAGCUCCCUUGUUGCUCAAGUUGUAGAUUCAUCUGCUAAACAUAGCUAG
Molecule: messenger RNA, 891 nt
Organism: Suncus etruscus (white-toothed pygmy shrew)
Lineage: Eukaryota; Metazoa; Chordata; Mammalia; Eulipotyphla; Soricidae
Gene: ARGFX
Product: arginine-fifty homeobox
Exons: 5
Coding region: 1-891 (296 amino acids)
Biological process (GO): regulation of transcription by RNA polymerase II
Molecular function (GO): DNA-binding transcription factor activity, RNA polymerase II-specific; RNA polymerase II transcription regulatory region sequence-specific DNA binding
Source: RefSeq, a predicted model, not a curated record